CUGAUGCUGUGCUGGCGAGCAGCUGGCAUUGCGACGCUGCUAGCGACAUUUGGCAUCGCUCCUGCAGCGCCUAUUUUGAAGGUCAAUGUCAGCGACAGCGGCAGCUUUGAAGUGACUUUAGAUGGGACUCUGUGGCUUGAAGGUGGAGAGGUCCGUGUGGGACAUUUGAAUUCCUCCGAGUUGUCACGUACUGGUCGGCGUGAAGGGAAAGGGACGGAUGCGCUUGGAGGAUAUACCUACAAGACGAUUCAGUGGUCAAAGGCAGGCAGCAAGAGCACCCUUAUAGAGACCUCCUUCCGGACAUAUGAGGCAGACUCGAGCAUUCUCGUCUUUGAGCAGUUCUUCCCAGAAACAUUGUUUCUGCCAGCGCGACCAUGGGGGAAAACUAUGCAGGCUCCUGCAACACUCUUCCCUUCAUUCCGAACCUCUGGACCUGCAAAAGACCUGGACUGCUUCGCUUAUCAUAAUAUCUUCCCGUCCCUCCAGCACUGCACUUUGGGCAGCUAUGCAUCAAGCCACCAGGGGGGUGCCCCGCUGGUGAUCUACAAUGCCACGAAUGGCUCUGCCAUUUCAAAGCUUCCAUCCAUGACGGUAUUUUCACCCUUGACGACGCCAAAGGCUCAGCACAUGUUUGCAGGCGAUGGCCUCUUUGGUGCAGGUGUCAAAGGAACGGUCCGACAAAUUCCUGCUGGGUGGCAGCAGCUCUUCAUUCUGUCGGCUGGCAGCGGCAUUUUGGAUGGAAUGAUGUCAUGGGGAGAUCGGAUGCUGACAUUCACAGGAAAGCCUCGAGCUGAUAUGUAUCGUGAUGAUGUUGUGGGUAGCAUCGGUUUCUGGACCGACAACGGAGGCUACUACCACUAUGCAACUGGCACCAAUGAGACUUACGAGGAGACCUUGCCAAAGGUGAAGGCGUAUCAUGACUCCCUGGGAGUUCCCUUUAAGCAUUGGCAGUUCGACUCCUGGUUCUAUCCCAAAGAUGGUAAAGUCGAUCCUGGUGGUGGUGGAGGGGCGGUGGUCAACUGGACGGCCCUGCCUUCCGUCUUCCCCCAUGGUAUGGCAUAUAUUCAGUCGAAGCUUCAAGUUCCGAUGGUGAUGCACAACAGGCAGUGGUCGCCCACUUCAGACUAUGUAAAGCACGAACCCUUCAAGUGGCAUUUGUCCGAGAAGGCAGCAAUCCCAGAAGAUCCGGAGGCAUUCUUCAGGUGGUUCUUCACCCAGCAAGAAGGCUGGGGUCUAUCCAUGUACGAGCAAGAUUGGAUGUGUACAGAGUACGACAACGUCGAGGCGUUGCAAACCAACAUAUCGCUUGCAGACCUGUGGCUUCGUGGCAUGGCCAUAGGUGCAGCCAGCAGUGGCAGGACCGUGCAGUAUUGCAUGCCCUAUCCAUACGAUGUCCUCUCCGCAGCUGCCUAUCCAGCAGUCACAAAUGCUCGAGCAACAGGUGACUACAUAGACAGGGACACACAGUGGGCUAUCGGAGCGACGUCUAUGUUUUAUUGGGCCAUCGGCAUUCUCCCCUUCAAGGACGGUUUCUACUCAAGCAACCUCCCGCAGACUGGUGGGCAGAUCGUCGGCCCAGAAGAGCGGCCCAACCGGGCGACCCUGAUGGCCACGCUAUCAGGUGCUAUGGUUGGCCCGAUGGAUGGGAUCCACCUGCUGAAUGCCUCCAGAGUAAUGUCAACCUGCCGGGGAGACGGAAAAGUGCUCAAGCCGGAUAGGCCAAUCAUGCCACUGGAGUCUUGCUUUUCUAGAGGUGUUGACCCUGCCAGCUGUCACAAGUACUCCACUUACUCAGACCUAAAUGGUCUCGGCAGAGUCUUCUAUAUUUUCAUGGACGUGCCUGGCCCUUUGCAGCUCGACGAAGUGAUGCUGACAGGCCACAGGGCUGAAUCCUUUGCAGUUUACGACUGGUACAGCUCCAAAAUCACCUGGCUGAAUAGCACCAGCUUCACGCUGAGUGCCGGCUAUGAAGGUCAUGGAUAUGGUAUGCUUUCUCCAGUCGUUGGUGGAUGGGCUUUCAUUGGCGAGAGAGCAAAACUAGUGCCAGCAGCAUCUCUGCGUUUUAAGCACUUCACGAACAAGCAUGGCCUCACUGUGCAGGUUGCAGGGGUAACGAAUGAGCAGCUGGAGGUGUGUGCUGCGGAGAUGCAAUCUGGAUUGCUGGUUUGCAAACAGGUGAGCUUCCAGGUGUCCGGAACAACUGAGAUCGAAUUCUCAUCCACUACGGUUGCAUUCAUCUGAGCAUAUCUGAGCCAGUGCCACGUGUCUCACUAUUCUCACUGGUUUGAAUACAAACUUCUUACCAGUCAUAGCAGACAGCCCCUGAGGCUAUAGACAGUGUUUCAAGCUUGAGUGAGCAUGACUCGACGGGGCAGAUUCAAAA
Messenger RNA from Cladocopium goreaui, 2383 nucleotides. The record is from the annotation of a GenBank genome assembly. Lineage: Eukaryota; Dinophyceae; Suessiales; Symbiodiniaceae.